Daldinia decipiens is the source of this 405-nucleotide messenger RNA. RefSeq lists its product as uncharacterized. The transcript has a single exon. Bases 1 to 405 code for a protein of 134 amino acids. NCBI's taxonomy places the organism in Eukaryota, Fungi, Ascomycota, Sordariomycetes, Xylariales, Hypoxylaceae. The record is from RefSeq and is a predicted model, not a curated record.
AUGCAGAUAAAGACUAUGCUUGCAGUGAGACCGACCGAAGAGAAAUCUUCACAGUAUGCUGCCGGUGUUUCAACCGGGGAAAUGUCGACUGAUACAGGCAGAGUUGUCGGUUGGGCGGUGUGUGUCCAUUUACAAGAUAAAACGAGCUAUGAACGUAGCUUAUCCGUGGAUGCAAAAUGGGACGCUGGGCUAAAGAGAGAAGAGCAGUGCUCAAUGCGACUUGGUAUGAAUCAUUGUACGCUUUCUGUCGCGUCGUUUGAUGUAAAACGAAAGGAUCUUCCGCCGUCCCGGACGGUUCCGUUUAUAGAAAUUACGGAUAUCCGAUCCGAUCCGGACCGAAAAGCGGAGCCUCGGGACUUGGGUACAAAGACAUCCGGGCCAGUCGGGCUCGGAGACUGGGCAUGA